AUGUCCAACCUUCCUCCCCAUCCCAGCGUCAGCUUCUGGCAAGCCAAUCCUCACGAUCUCCACAACCACCGCUCCACCGAGCACCUCCCCACACACAGCGACAUCGUGAUCAUCGGCGCAGGCUACGCAGGCGUAAGCACUGCCUACCAUCUCCUCACCGACUUUACCGAGCGCGUUGGCUCGAUUACGAUUCUUGAAGCGAGGGGAGCUUGCUCAGGCGCUACGGGGCGCAAUGGAGGCCAUCUGCGCCCGGAUCUCUACGGGCAUAUCCCCACGUAUAUCGAGCGCGCUGGCGCCGAGGCUGGGGCGGAGAUCGCCGAGUUCGAGAUCGCGCAUGUCCACGCCAUCAAGCAGUUGAUUGAGCGGGAGCAGAUUGACUGCGAUUUCAUGCUGACGAGGACGAUGGAUGUGUGGUGUAACGCGGAGGCAGCGGAGAAGGCGAGGAGGGUCUAUGAGCGGAUGAAGGAGCAUGGGUUUGGGUAUAUGGAUGAUGUGAUUUUCUAUUCAGAGAAUGCCGAAAGGAUUUGCGGCGUCAAAGGCGCUGUUGCCUGCGCGUCCUACACGGCAGCUACGAUGUGGCCCUACAAGUUCGUCAUGCAGCUUCUCGCAAAGAUCGUAGCGGCAGGCAAGGUGAAUCUGCAGACGUACACGCCUGCGCUUUCGGUGACUGCCGCGCCAGAGGGUGGGUGGAAUGUCACCACGCCGCGCGGGACCAUCCACGCCGACAAAGUCAUCCACGCAUCCAACGCCUACGUAGCGACCUUGCUACCGGAGUAUAAACGCAACAUCAUCCCAUGCAAGGGCUUAUGCUGUCGCAUUGCCGUACCCGAGGGGAGCGACGCGCCGCUGCUCACAAACUCAUACAUUAACCGCACGGAGGACAAUGUGCUCUCAUAUCUCAUCCCCCGCGCAGACGGGGGUAUCAUUGUCGGAGGCGCUUCGGCGGUGUUCAAGCCAUUCCGUGAACAAUGGUACAAUAAUGUCGAUGAUAGCGUGCUUGUUGAGGAGGUGAAGGAUUACUAUGAUGGGUACAUGCAGCGGACGUAUCGUGGGUGGGAGCACACGGACGCCAAGGUCGAUAAGGUCUGGACGGGUGUGAUGGGGUAUUCGUAUGAUUCGAAUCCGCAUGUUGGUGCUGUUCCGGGGAAACAGGGUCAUUUCAUUCUCGCUGGUCUGAAUGGGCAUGGCAUGCCGGUUAUCUGGUUGGCUGCGAAAGGACUGGCGAAGAUGGUGGUCGAGGGGGCAGAAUUCGAGCAAACGGGAAUGCCGCGGUUGUUCAAGACGACGAGGGAGAGGAUAGAGAGAGCUCAGGCGGGAAGUGAAGAGGGUGGAGAUAUUCUGGGGACAGGAUCAUUCUUUGCAACGAAACAAUGA
Aspergillus clavatus NRRL 1 is the source of this 1374-nucleotide messenger RNA. Its product is annotated as NAD(P)/FAD-dependent oxidoreductase. Gene Ontology annotation, cellular component: cytoplasm. The transcript is spliced from 2 exons. The record is from RefSeq and is a predicted model, not a curated record. Lineage: Eukaryota; Fungi; Ascomycota; Eurotiomycetes; Eurotiales; Aspergillaceae. The coding region runs from base 1 to 1374 and encodes 457 amino acids. Gene Ontology annotation, molecular function: oxidoreductase activity.